AUGGUAAGAUCAUGUGAAUCUUGUGUGGAAGUUCAAAAUCGACCAUCAAAAGCCCCACUACACCAAUGGGAAGAACCAGAGGAAAACUGGGAGAUAAUCCACAUAGAUUACGCAGGUCCAUUUCAGAAUCACAAUUUUCUAAUUGUUGUAGACGCAAAAUCAAAAUGGACCGAAUUUAGAGUAAUACGUGAUGCACCUACAACGCAAAACACUAUAAGUUUGUUAUCUGAAAUUUUUACUACCCAUGGUUUCCCUUCAAUUAUUGUAUCCGACAACGCUACAAUCUUCACCAGCGAACAAUUCAAAUUAUAUUGUAAACAGAAUGGUAUUUUCCAAAAACUAAUUGCUCCAGGACAUCCAAGUACAAAUGGAUUAGCAGAGCGAAAUGUUCAAACACUAAAGCGUAAAUUGAAAGCAAUGUCAUCCGAUCCGGCUUCAAUACAGAAAAAGGUUAACGAAAUUCUUCAAAGAUAUCGAGCUACACCUCUGAACUGUGGAAAGAGUCCAGCUGAACUCUAUUUUAAAAGACGUAUUCGAAUUAAAUUGUAUGCUUUAAAACCUACAAAGAAAAUUUUUUCUCCAAAGCCUAUCCCAGGCGUUCGUCAAAUAGGCGUGGGAGAAAGAGUGCAAGUUCUACACAUUAGAAACAACAAAACUGUAUGGAAAAUGGACAACGUAAUCAGGAAGUUUGGAAACCUACAUUAUUUAGUGAAAUUGGAUGAUGGCUAUACGCUUAAACGCCAUAUAGACCAACUGAAAAUUUCAAAUGUUCAGAAACGGGAAGUACACUUUGCCCCAAGCAUUGAUGGAAACAAUACUGAUUCUACUAACCGUCAAAAUCAACAGGCUCAUGAUUAUAACCAGUAUAUAUUGGAAGCUCCAAAUCUUCAAAAUCAGUCAAAUCCAGAAUCCCAGGAAAAUCAAGAAACUACUAGUCAUGCUGCACCUCAAGAUUCUACAACGGUACAAGAAGCGCAGAAUUCUCAAGAGCAAACUAUUCGUAGAUCUGCAAGAUUACGCAAUAGGCCAACAUAUCUUCAAGACUACGUUCCAGAAUAA
Molecule: messenger RNA, 1059 nt
Organism: Lucilia sericata (common green bottle fly)
Lineage: Eukaryota; Metazoa; Arthropoda; Insecta; Diptera; Calliphoridae
Exons: 1
Coding region: 1-1059 (352 amino acids)
Biological process (GO): DNA integration
Molecular function (GO): nucleic acid binding
Source: RefSeq, a predicted model, not a curated record